ACACGUGAGUGGCCUGGCCCAGUCCUGGCCUGCACAUAUGUGUUUGGGCUCCAAACCCAGAGUCCUGGUACACGGGGUCCCCGGGCCACACCCGCUCAUGAAGGCCCACUUCUGAGCCUGAAGCUCAGGAGCGCACCGGAGGCCUCCAGCCCCAAGCCUCCCUCUGGCCUUUGGAAGGAGCCCUCGGGUCACCCACCCUCUUCCUGGCCUGCGGGUCCAAGGCUGUUUCUGGGACAUGUGGACCCAUUGGAACGUGUGAGAUAGGCAGGCAGCCGAGUGUCCCCUGAUGGACCAAGAGCUCCCGUGUUUCCAGCAGGAGGAGCUGGCUCUUUGUGGCUCACAGUGAAGGUGGUUUCUGUGCCCUCAGGCACGUGGUCAGGAGCACUCAGUGCUCCGAGCACGGGUGAAGAGCCCUGUGAGCCCAGCCUCCCCAGUGCAGCUGGGAGACCAGCUGUGUCCAGAGCACACACGGGCUCCUGUCUAAGAGGUUUUGGGGGCCUGGCACUGCCCCAGCCCCAGAGCUCCCAGGAGGCGGGGAAGGGUGUUGGCUCCGCCCAGGCUGGCGCCACGGCCUCUGGUGCUGGGAGCUGCGCUCUAGCUGGUGGCUGUCUUCCCAGGCUGCAGAGGCCCUUCGGAAUGAGCCUUCACUCUCCUGCUCCCGCCUGCCCGGGGCACCUUCCCAGGCCCGGAGUCAUGCCUGUUGCCCCUACACACCCUGGGUCCCCCCCCCCAGGCUGUCCUCCAGUGCCCACCCCCACCUCCCCACUUUGGCCUGUUGCACAGGGGCCCUGAGGUCAGCCCUCUUCUGGGACUUUCCCUUCUUACCCCAGAGUAUUCUGUUUGCUGCAGUUUGGAGGACAAAGUGGUAGAAACGAAGCGUGUAGUCUUAGCAGCCAAUACCUCCCUCCCCCGGGCUCUGCCCACCACCAAGGCUGCUGUGCUGUGGUCACUAGAAGAGGGGCCUCCUGCUUCCUCCGAGUUCUGGUGGGGGCCCAGAAGGCUCUGACACCAGCCAUUCCCUCCAGGCGGAAGGCCACCUGGCACUGGGCUGCAUGUACCUUUGUCGUCCUAACCAGGAUGCAAACCUGCUAGACUGGCCUGGCAGGGGGCGGUGUCCACUCCUGGGCACAGCGCUCCUGCUUUCCGUCCCUUUUGACUUGGUUUGUGGACAAAUGUGGUAAAAAAAAAAAGCUGUGUCUUGGGUCACAGCAUUACUCAACAGGCACAGAAGUGUGCCAGAAACUGCUGGCUGAUCCCCAAGGGUUCCCCUAGGAGGGGCCUCCUGUGCCAGGAGUCAGGGGGGUCCCCAAGGACUAGGGGUCAGCUGGGGCCCCUCUGCACCCUUGCCCCUGGCGCCCUGUGGGGUCAGCCAUGGGGUGGGGCAAUUCCUCCUGCUGCCUGGGUGGUUUGCUUGGCCAGGUCCUAAGGGUAGGAGGGAGGAGGCCUCAGGGUGGGGGGGCAAUGCAGGAGGCCAGGGAGGAGGCUGAGCUUAAGUGUGUGGAUGCCAGCUGGCAGGCGAGUCCCUCGGGUGGUGCUUGUCGGGUUGGCAGGAGGAUGCAUGAGGAAGCAGCCCUCAGAGGGUCAGGUGGGCUGACUGGAAGGACACAGGUAAGCUGGAGCCUCAGGUGCACCCAGAGGAUGUGGUUCUAGGAAGACCUGUGGGCAGUGCCCCCCACCUCUCCUGGGGGUUGAAGAACCCCUGGAGGUUCCUCCGGACCUGAGCAUUGCUGGGUGUGGGUGGGACCGUCCCCCGUGAGCACUGGUCCACGCCUUGCCCCCCCCCGUUGGCCCCUCCUUGUCCCAGCCUCCGGGGGAUCCUGAGAGAAACAGGGGCCCUGUGCUGUGUGCUCUAGGGCCCCCCCCAGGCUUUCCAGGCCACUGUCUCCACUUGCCCAGGGGCCUAAGCGUGGGCUCCACCCCCUUCUCCACGAAGCACCAUCCCCCAAGGCCAGGGCAGCCCCAUCCUUGCCUUGGCCUUGGGUCCAGCAGGGCACUCAGAAGUGGCUCCCAGGCCCUUCUCCACCCUAGCUGCCCCACCGCAGGGCUGCCCGCCAAGGGCUCCUCCACUCUGGCCCCCGAGCUCCAGUGAAGCUCCAGCGGAAGCCCUGCCCCCACCCACUCAGCUUCAGAGCCCUACUAUGAGGUCAGCGCCUUCCGACGGGUUCCAUCCAGAGGUGUGCGGUGGGGCUGGGGGCUGGACAUGGCCCCCUGUCCCCAGCCUGACUCCUGCCUGGUCGGCAGCCCCCUUGGCCUGAUAUGUUUGUCCCUUUUGCUCAUCCCUGCUGCAGCUGGGACGUACUGCGAGUGCAGUCUCGGCCUCAGCCGCGAGGCCCUCAUCGCCCUGCUCGUGGUGCUGGCGGGCGUGGGCGCCAGCUGCUUCUGCGCCCUGGUCAUCGUGGCAGUUGGUGUCAUGAGAGCCAAGAGUGAACCAUGCCCCAGACACAUGAACAGCAGGUUGGUGGGGCGCUACGGGGUCCAGGAAGAUCGCAUGGAUCUGCACACCGUGCAAGUGGAGUCCCAUGUCAUGGACCCUGACCUGGAGGUCUCCAUGAUGCUGCCCCUGGAGGAGCAAGGCCUCAUGACCAUUCCCAUUGACCCGAUGGCUCCAAACGUGACAGUAGAGGAGCAGCCCCCUCUCACCCCCCCAACCUGAGCAGGGCUGCAGGCAGCCUGGGCGGGGGGGGAUUAAACAGUAUUGAGUGCUUCUGCCCUGUCCUCCCUGCGGGCUCCUCCUCGAGCUGCUGUGCAGCUGCGUCAUGGGGUGGGUAGGGGUGUGUGGGCGCCCAGGUCAUCUCCUUUAUCUGGGGUGGGGCGAGGAGGCCCAGUGCCUGCACAAGGCACCCACUGUCCACCCUCCAGGGCAGGGAGCCACAGCACUGGUAUUUCCACCGUGGCCUCAGCUUGGCUCCUCCCCGCAUCUUCCUGCUGCUUUGUCCCAUGAAGUUGGCACGGCCCCAGGGGCCCCUGUCCACCCCACCCCCACCCUGGGAAACCCCAGGACAAGAUGUGCAACUCUGAUGACUCCAGAGAGAGCCGUGUUUGACAGGAGAACUUGGGCUGGUGCCUGUGCCCUACCCACACUGUCUCCUUGAGAUUCUAGGACAGUCCUUAGAGGGCCAGGUGGGGCAGACAUGACCGUCCUCCUGCCUCGUACGCUCUCCACCCUCCAGCCUAUCCCCUGGGCUCAGGACCCCAUCAUGUGCUCCUGACCUCACCAAUCAUCCACUAUGGGGAUGGGACCAUCCCUAUAUGGGGGGGGGCACUGUGUGU
Molecule: messenger RNA, 3270 nt
Organism: Ailuropoda melanoleuca (giant panda)
Lineage: Eukaryota; Metazoa; Chordata; Mammalia; Carnivora; Ursidae
Gene: TMEM210
Product: transmembrane protein 210
Exons: 4
Coding region: 2201-2653 (150 amino acids)
Source: RefSeq, a predicted model, not a curated record